This is a messenger RNA of Neogale vison (American mink), 817 nucleotides long. Its product is annotated as collagen alpha-1(II) chain-like. NCBI's taxonomy places the organism in Eukaryota, Metazoa, Chordata, Mammalia, Carnivora, Mustelidae. The coding region runs from base 1 to 765 and encodes 254 amino acids. The record is from RefSeq and is a predicted model, not a curated record. The transcript is spliced from 5 exons.
AUGGCAGCGCCGGGAGCGCGGGGCCCGCGCGGCGCCAGCUCCUCGCCCCCAGAAAGCGGCAGCAGCGGCUUGGAGCGUCCUCCCCCGGGACCAGGACGCUGCUCCGCGCCUCGCACCGUCUCCCCAGCCGCCCGCGCCAUCCCUCUGCUCGGACUCCGAGGUGGAAAAACUCAUGUCUGGAGCUUCGAUGGGGAGCAGGAGGAAGCGGGCGGGAAUCGGCCCAACGGAAAGCGCCUCGAGGCCACGGAAGGGGGGAGCGGUCGAGCGGGAAGACCAGCGGUCAGCCGCAGAGGCUGCGAGGAGGGGCCGCGCCACCGAGGGUUCGCGGGGACUCGCUCGCUCGCUGGCACUGCCGCGCGGAAGCAGCAGGCGGAGAGACUGUGCAGCUCGGCUGUGAGCGACCGACCUCCACGCGCGUCCCGGAGACACUGCCGCCGCCGCCGCCCCGCUCGCGCCGCACCCCCUCGCACGUCACCACGUGCGCCGCCGCAGUCGCCGCCGCCGCCAAUGUCUCCCGGCAGCUUCCGGCCCGAAGCCGUCAGCGAAUCACAAGCGAGCACGAGAAAGCUCCCGCUCGCGGCCCCGCCCACCGCUCGCCCAACCUCUCCUUCGCCGGCUUGGGUCCCUUCCUGCUCGGCUCAACUAGGUCAAGGCAAGGUAUCCUUGAAGUGUUGGAAGAAUGAAUGUCAGAAUCACAUUCUUUCAUGGCUCUUUCUGUCAAAUGGAUGUUUCCAGAUAAUGAAGAAAAUUAAGAGAAGCCUGUGAACUGAGUCAUCACAGCGAGGAUCAAGAUUCUUCAUGAGAGAUAAAAUGCGGG